Messenger RNA from Selaginella moellendorffii, 1060 nucleotides. RefSeq lists its product as uncharacterized. The transcript has 2 exons. The record is from RefSeq and is a predicted model, not a curated record. The coding region runs from base 396 to 998 and encodes 200 amino acids. NCBI's taxonomy places the organism in Eukaryota, Viridiplantae, Streptophyta, Lycopodiopsida, Selaginellales, Selaginellaceae.
CCCAAUGAAGGUGCCUAUUUCGAACAGGUACUGCGGGCAUGCCACCUUGUCGAACAAUCCUCCGUGUGGAACAAUGUACUUCUUGGUGGUGAUGCUGUCCCGUCGGGCCGUCGCAGCAAGCCCCUCGGCCGAGUUUCGUAUCCGGGCAAGUAUGCAGUGGUGGUAGAAGUUUCCAACUAUUCCCACCAUGAACACUACAACUCCUAACCACAUUGUGUUGUACGUAGGCUGGUAGCACAUCGCCUCGGCAAUCUCUUGGGCGUAAAAGAGAUUGAGUGACAGUAGCGCGAAAGUCAGCGACACUAACAUGCUCGUCACUCCGCAUAUUGUUCCGGUAUACUCAUGAAGAAAAUUCACCUAGCAGUUGCAAGUACCUCGAGGACUCGUUUGACGAAAUGCAAAGUCAUGGCUGCCGAGACGAGUACUAUGCGCAAACUGGCACUGUUGUGGAGGCGGAGAUCGUAUGCCCAAGUGGAGAGUCGCAUCGCCUCCAUGAACGUCGGUGCGUCAAAGUACUCGAGUUUGUGGAGCAAGAAAGCCGAGCAGAGCAACGCCGCAGGGAGGUAGAACAUGAGCAUUCCAAUCUUGCUGGGCAACUGGAGGAUCUUCUGCUGGCGACCGGCAAACUUGGAGUAAGGCAGUGCCGCGCCACGAAACUCCUGGAGCGAGAGGAGGACGCCGCCGACGAAGAGCAGCAUCUCCGAUCCCCAUACGUACCUGGAACCCGAGCCCGUGAAGAAGAGGUACGAGGAAUCCGGGCGGCUAUCGCCGAAGAACAUCUCAAUCUCUCACUGGGCUUCAGUUUCUUCCAGGAAAUCGAGCAUCACGGUCUCGUCGUCCAGUUCUUCGCGUCUUUCAUCUCUUCUCGGGGCGGUGGUGGUAGAAUUGCUCUUCCUCUUCGCUGGACAGAAGUUGCUAAACCGGAUAAUUCGGUGUCAAAGGGACACACGGUGCAUCGCUUGAUCCGACGGUGGAGGUUGAGUCCCUCAAAACGGUAACUUGAAGGGCUGGAGAUCUGUUUGUGAAUAUACUGGAAUAAUAAUAUUUAGGGUUCUUGCAA